This is a messenger RNA of Piliocolobus tephrosceles (Ugandan red Colobus), 1808 nucleotides long. RefSeq names its product ribosomal RNA processing 8 (gene RRP8). NCBI's taxonomy places the organism in Eukaryota, Metazoa, Chordata, Mammalia, Primates, Cercopithecidae. Gene Ontology annotation, biological process: rDNA heterochromatin formation; cellular response to glucose starvation; regulation of transcription by glucose. The transcript is spliced from 7 exons. Gene Ontology annotation, cellular component: nucleolus; chromatin silencing complex; rDNA heterochromatin. Gene Ontology annotation, molecular function: methyltransferase activity. Bases 176 to 1546 code for a protein of 456 amino acids. The record is from RefSeq and is a predicted model, not a curated record.
CGCGGCUGGCUAAACUCGAUGGUUCGCUGCGCCGCGCCGGCCGCUCUAGCAACCCCUCGGUGUCACGCUUUGGUUUCCGGCUCCGUUCUGGCGGGUCUGAGCGCUCGGACUCCCAGAGAAGAGCUCUGCACGUGGAGAAGAGCGGUGACUCCGCGACACUGCCCUCCCGACCCUCAUGUUCGAAGAGCCUGAGUGGGCCGAGGCGGCCCCAGUAGCCGCGGGCCUCGGGCCCGUAAUCUCACGACCUCAGCCUGCGGCCGCCUUGCAAAACAGAGGCUCCAAGCACCACCAGCUCUUGGCCACAUUACGGACUCUAGAGGCAGCAUCUCUUUCCCAGCAUCCCCCCAGCCUACCUAGCAGUGACUCUGAAGAGGACGAGGAGGAAAGGAAGAAGAAAUGCCCCCAAAAGGCAUCAUUUGCCAGUGCCUCUGUUGAAGUAGGGAAGAAAGGGAAGAAGAAAUGUGAAAAACAGGGCCCACCUUGCAAUGACUCUGAGGAAGAAGUGGAAAGGAAGAAGAAAUGCCACAAACAGGCUCUUGUUGGCAGUGACUCUGCUGAAAAAGAGAAAAGAAAGAGGAAGUGCCAGAAACAUGCCCCUAUAAAUUCAGCCCAGCAGCUGGAUGGUGUUGACCAAACAGGUCCCAAAGCCUGGAAGGGUAGUACUACAAAUAAUCCACCGAAGCAAAGCCCUGGGUCCAUUUCCCCUAAACCCCCUCGUACAUUAAGCCGCAAGCAGUGGCGGAACCAGCAAAAGAACAAAAGAAGACAUAAGAACAAGUUUCGGCCACCUCAGGUGCCAGGCCAGGCUCCAGCUGAGGCCCCCACAGAGAAGACAGAGGUGCCUCCUGUUUCCAGGACAGACAGCCAUGAAGCUCGGGCAGGGGAUUUGCGAGCCCGCAUGGCACAGCGGCUGGAUGGCGCCCGAUUUCGCUACCUCAAUGAACAGCUGUACUCAGGGCCCAGCAGUGCUGCACAGUGUCUCUUCCAGGAAGACCCUGAGGCUUUUCUUGUCUACCACCGCGGCUUCCAGAGCCAGGUGAAGAAGUGGCCACUGCAGCCAGUGGACCGCAUCGCUAGAGAUCUUCGCCAGCGGCCUGCAUCCCUAGUGGUGGCUGACUUCGGCUGUGGGGAUUGCCGCUUGGCUUCAAGUAUCCGGAACCCUGUGCAUUGCUUUGAUUUGGCUUCUCUGGAUCCUCGGGUCACUGUGUGUGACAUGGCCCAGGUUCCUCUGGAGGAUGAGUCUGUGGAUGUGGCUGUGUUUUGCCUUUCACUGAUGGGAACCAACAUCAGGGACUUCUUAGAGGAGGCAAAUCGAGUACUGAAGCCAGGGGGUCUCCUGAAAGUGGCUGAGGUCAGCAGCCGCUUUGAGGAUGUUUGGACCUUUCUUCGGGCUGUGACCAAGCUGGGUUUCAAGAUUGUCUCCAAGGACCUGACCAACAGCCAUUUCUUCCUGUUUGAUUUCCAAAAGACUGGGCCCCCUCAGGUAGGACCCAAGGCUCAACUUUCAGGCCUGAAGCUUCAUCCAUGUCUCUACAAGCGCAGGUGACCUCUGGAUCUUCCUUGAAAGGGGAGGCAGAGCUCAAACUCCAGGCUCAGAACUGUGAGGACUGUUUCCAGCCUGGCUGUAAGCCAAGACCUGGUUCCUGGUGGACCCCAAGGACAAAGUGUGAUAAAAUCUCUGACUCAGCUGGGCAUGUUGGCUCAUGCCUGUAAUCCCAGCACUUUGGGAGGCCAAGGCAGGCGGAUCAUGAGGUCAGCAGAUCAAGACCAUCCUCCUGGGUAACACAGUGAAACCCCGUCUCUACUGA